Molecule: messenger RNA, 1839 nt
Organism: Medioppia subpectinata
Lineage: Eukaryota; Metazoa; Arthropoda; Arachnida; Sarcoptiformes; Oppiidae
Source: the annotation of a GenBank genome assembly
UUCAAGGUCACGCUCUCCGCCCUCGACGUCAUCGAGACGCUCGUCGAACGACUGAAGGGCGCGCUAACAAUCAAUCUCGACGUUCUGGUCGCCAUCCUCGCCAAACGCCUCGGCGACUCGCGCACAGUGAUCCGCGACUCCGUGAUCCGCGUGCUGCACGCGGCCAUGAUGCACGCGUUCCCGCCGCAGCAGCUCCUGGACCUCCUUCUGCUCCACAAACCGUCGAAGAACCCGAAAGUGCGCGAAGAGGUGGUCAACAGGGUGACGGCCGCCGUCCUGACGUUCCCGCGCUCCGAGUUCAAUCUGGCCAAACUGUGCUUCUCUGUGGCGCCACUUCUCACCGACAGCCGGCGCUGCGUGCGUUUGGCCUCUUUGGAGUGUUUGGCGGUUCUCGCGCAGGCUUUGGGGCCCAACCGCUUGGCGUCGCUGAUGGCGGCCGUGGAGGCGAUCGAGCAGAACGUGGCGAUCGACGGUCUGGUCAACGCUCUGCACGCGCGCCUCGCCAGACGACAACUGCCGCGCUGUGGCGCCGACGGCACCGUUCGCUACGUCCUCAACCCGCAGCACUUCUCCGGUUGGUUCACGUCGGGCGCAGACGCAGACCUCGAGUGGGUGAUGCUGGCCACGCCCUCCUCCACGGGGGGAACGCCCCCUAAAAGGGCGAACGGGAGUUCCGGCAUUCCUUUGGCGGCGAUUCCGUUCGACAGACGGAAGAGCAACGCUUUGAACGCCGAGUUGGAGAGCGAGGCGACGGACGACGAUGCGGCCAUCGUGGAGGCCAUCGGGCGGCGGAAGUCGUUGGCCGAAGUGAACAUCGAACAGCUGUUGUCGUCUGGCGUCGAGUCCUCAGCCAAUGAGCGCGCGUUCGUCGACUUUCGCGGAGAAUCCUUCCAAUCGGACGAGAAUUGCGAGCAUUUGGAGAGCGCGAACGAAACAGAGAGUUUAGAGCAAUGGCGCGAAUAUUUCAGCGAAUUCAGAGCACAGUUGGCGGAAGUGGCGAUCUUUGGGCGAAACGAGAAAAAGCGCAGAAACUCCGAACUUCCGGUUCAACCGCUGUUCGCACAAGAAGUGGACGGAUUCCGCGCCGAAUCGCCCGUCCAGUCGUCGUCGGCGCCGUCGACCGCGUCCAACGACGCGCCCUUCUUCGCGCCCGACGUCACGACUCUGAUCGAGGUGGAGGGCAUGCUGGCCGUGACGCGCCUGGCCACGUUCCACGCGCCUGCGCUCCUCAAGGACCAGCACGCGCUGAUCGCGGCCAUCGUGGCGGAAGUGCGGAACCUGCGCUCCACAGUGGCGCGCGCCGCCAUCUUCGCGUUGGGAGAACUGUUCGCGCGGUUGGGCGCGCAGGCGGAGCCCGAGAUGGACGCCAUGUUGGCCGCGCUGUUGGCCAAGAGCCAGGAGACCGCCGUGUUCAUCCGCGAAGACGUCGAGCGCGCGAUCCUUCAGGCGGUCGUGCAUUUGCCGCAAACCCGAACCGCCAUCGCGCUCAUCAACGGCGGCGCCAACCACAGGAACGCGUCGGUGCGCCGGACGUGCGCGCAGUUCGUGUCGCAACUGGUAGAGCGCAUGGGCGCGCAGAAGUGUCUGUUGGGCCCGCGCGACAUCGCUGACCACGUGCUGCCGGCCGGCGCGCGCUUCGUGCAGGACUCGUCGCCGCACACGCGCUACUUCGGCAGGAAGAUGUUCGCUGUGCUGAUGGCGCACGUGUCGUUCGAGAAGCUGCUGCGCAAACACGUGACUCCCGGCACUUACCGCAACAUCGUCGGCAUCCUCGAGUCCGUCAAGCGCCGGGGCAUUGGCGACAAACCGCAGGAUUUGUCGGAAAAGGAGUUUCAAUAA